Molecule: messenger RNA, 564 nt
Organism: Capsicum annuum
Lineage: Eukaryota; Viridiplantae; Streptophyta; Magnoliopsida; Solanales; Solanaceae
Exons: 2
Coding region: 1-564 (187 amino acids)
Source: RefSeq, a predicted model, not a curated record
AUGAAUGGGGUAAAGAUAUUUGUCAAGAAAGGGAAACUUAGUCCCCGUUAUAUAUGUCCCUUCCGAAUUUUGAACCGUGUUGGGAAGGUGGCAUAUGAGCUUGAGUUGCCUACAGAUUUAUCAUUCGUACAUCCUGUGUUCCAUGUGUCUUUGUUGAAGAAGUAUAUUGGUGAUCCAGCAGUUGUGGUACCAUUAGAAAAAGAGGAAUCUGAGUCUGAGGAUUCUUUGAAAGAAGGAGAAUGCAGCAAUGAAGAAUUCAUCAAUGUUGCAAAUAAUUUUGAGUCUGAGUCUAAAAAUAGUGAGGCAGAUUGCAACUACCAAGGAACAUUUUGCUACUGUGAUAGCAAAUCUAUAAGCGUGCUUUCAGAAAAUAAUGUUGAAACUUUGUUUUCCACCAUCGAACAUAUCAAAGAUGAUGAGGAAAAACGAAAGUAUCUUUUGGAAUUAAAGAGGCUUGUCACUCACCAAAAACAUGAUGACAAACCCAAAGUUACCCCUUUCAGCAUGAAAGAAGUCAUGCAGAGGUUUGACACUAGAAGAGAACCUUCUAUUAGUGAUAUUUGA